ACCGCAGUCACACACACACACCGGCCCGACCCAUCACAUAGCAAUGCUAGGACUUGUUUAGUAUCAGCUCCAGGCAAGUCACUAACUGGAUCAUGUACCCUUAUAUGGAUUAUUCCUGUUUCUCCCAACACUAUUAAACCUUUCUGACGAACUCUAACAAAGUCUGGAUCGAAAUUCGUAGAUUGUUAUUGUGGUUCGGGACAUUCCAGCAGUAGCUAGCCGAGAGCUACUUCGGCUUUGACCACUGCGGCCAGGUGCUGUGUAAGGAUGCAGGAGUUCUGAGGAUGGUUUUCGCAGUGCUCACGAUGGCUGCGACGGGAGGAGCGGUGACCUCCCAGCCCAAUAAUGGCUCCAAGGACUUUUGCUACACGGGCCGGAUCACCAGUACUGUACUCAAGGGUCUGCCCUUCGGAGGAGUGCCCACUGUACUCGCUCUCGACUUUAUGUGCUUCCUGGUGCUGCUAUGUGUGUUCUCAUUGUUGAGAAAGGUGGCAUGGGAUUACGGCCGUCUUGCAUUGGUUUCUGAUGCUGACAGUAGGCGGAACGAGGUGUACCAGCGCCUGGAAGAGGAAUAUGUGGCUUCCGCCACGCAGACGCCCGCCGACUCUCGCUACGAGCGCCUCACCUCCGUGUCCAGCUCGGUCGACUUUGACCAAAGAGACAACGGCUUCUGUUCCUGGCUGACCGCGAUCUUCAGGAUAAAAGAUGAUGAGAUCAGGGAGAAGUGCGGCGAGGACGCGGUCCACUACCUCUCGUUCCAGCGGCACAUCAUUGGUCUGUUGGUGGUGGUGGGCGUGCUCUCCGUGGGUAUCGUCCUACCUGUCAACUUCUCAGGAGAUUUAUUAGGAAGUAAUGCCUACAGUUUUGGGCGAACUACAAUAGGCAACAUAAACCCUGGAAAUGAACUUUUAUGGCUACACACUGUAUUUGCCUUCUUGUAUCUGUUAAUGACUGUGUACAGCAUGAGGAGACACACAUCAAAGAUGCACUACAAAGAGGACGACCUGGUGAAGCGUACUUUAUUCAUCAACGGGAUUGUGAAGUAUGCAGAUGAGAGCCAGAUCAAGCAACAUUUCGAGCAGGCGUAUGAAAACUGUGUUGUUCUGGAUGCGCGCAUGUGUUACGACGUUGCCAAGCUCAUGUCCCUGGAGUCUGAAAGGAAAAAAGCCGAACGCAGCAAGAAGUUCUACACGGACCUGAUGGACAAAGAGCACGUGCCCACAAUGAUCAACCCCAAACCCUGCGGUCACCUCUGUUGCUGCAUCAUCAAGGGCUGUGAGCAGGAAGAGGCUGUGGCCUACUACACUAAACUAGAGGCCAACCUGAGGGAGGAAUACAGAAAAGAGAGAGAGAAGGUCAACACUAAACCUCUGGGCAUGGCCUUCGUUACCUUCCAGAAUGAAGCCACGACAGCGCUCAUCCUGAAAGACUUUAAUGCGUGUCAGUGUCACGGCUGUCACUGUCGCCGUGAGCCGAAGUCAUCUCCUUUCAGCUGUAUCCUCAACACUUAUAACUGGACCGUCACGUACGCUCCUGAUCCACAGAACGUCUACUGGGAGCAUCUGUCCAUCGGUGGUCUGAAAUGGUGGCUACGCUGCUUAGUCAUCAACUGUCUGCUCUUCAUCCUCCUCUUCUUCCUCACCACCCCCGCCAUCAUCAUCUCCACCAUGGACAAGUUUAACGUCACCAAACCUGUGGAGUACUUAAACAGCCCGAUUGUCACCCAGUUCUUCCCCACCCUGCUGCUGUGGUGCUUCUCGGCCCUCCUUCCCACCAUCGUCUACUACUCCGCCUUCUUCGAGGCUCACUGGACGCGAUCUGGAGAGAACAGGACCACCAUGCACAAAUGUUACACCUUCCUCAUCUUCAUGGUUCUUCUGUUGCCGUCUCUGGGGCUCAGCAGUUUGGAUCUUUUCUUUCGCUGGCUCUUUGACAAUAAAUUCCUGGACGAGGGAAAAAUACGAUUUGAGUGCGUCUUUCUGCCGGAUAACGGAGCGUUCUUUGUCAACUAUGUUAUCGCGUCUGCGUUCAUCGGUAACGCCAUGGACCUGUUACGCAUUCCUUACUUUCUCAUGUACAUGAUCCGUCUGUGCCUGGCGCGCUCGGCUGCCGAGAGACGCAACGUUAAGAAGCAUCAAGCGUACGAGUUUCAGUUUGGAGCGGCUUACGCCUGGAUGAUGAACGUCUUCACUGUUGUCAUGACCUACAGCAUCACCUGCCCCAUUAUUGUACCGUUUGGUCUGAUGUACAUGCUACUGAAGCACCUGGUGGACAGGUAUAACAUGUAUUAUGCCUACUUGCCCUCCAAACUGGAUAAGAAAAUCCACUCUGGAGCCGUCAACCAGGUGGUGGCCGCACCCAUCCUCUGCCUCUUCUGGUUGCUCUUCUUCUCUACUGUCCGCACAGAUUUUUCUGCUCCUACCUCGAUGUUUACCUUCGUGGUUCUGAUCAUCACCAUCAUCAUCUGCCUCUCGCACGUCGUCUUCGGUCAUUUCAAAUACCUCAGCGCGCACAAUUACAAGGUUGACAUGGAUGGUGUGGACAAUGGACGGGCACCAGCCUCGUCUCCACCCGUCAAGUCUGUGCAGACGUACGUGGCGCAGGUGCUGCAGGACACCGAUGAGACGGGCAGCGAUGAGGGGCAGGGCUCCUCACAGGACGAAGAAGCCGUCAACGAGGGCUACUUCCAGUCAGGAGAGGACAGCCUUAUUGAGAACGAGGUGCGCCAUUGACCCGAGCCGCACCGUGUGUUGGACUUGGUGACGCGAGCAGGUCUCCAACCCCACCUCAUUACACUGAACGUGUGUGUGAAUCCAUCACAGCUGAUACACUCCCGUAUGGGCGGGGCUUGGAGACGGGAUGGCCAUUUCUCCAGAACGUGGAGCGACUCUGAAAAUAUGACUCUCACUCACAAUCAGUCCCAUUCUCCAUAUCUGUAUCAGAAAUUGCUUAUCAAAAUAAGUUUGCUAGGUACCGUUGCUAGCUCUUGUCCUUAAAUAAGCUUCAAAAAAACCAUUGCUGAAAGUUUGCCAUUUUAAAUUCAAAUAGGUCGAUGUUGUGAACUAAAAACUGUUAAAGUGCUUUUUUAGAUGGGCUUUAGUUUAGCAGGUAUACCAGACCUUAGUGAAAGGAAAACCGGGCGAGUGGUCAAUAUCGCAAAAAAUGUAAGUGAGGAAUCGGGCACAAAACAAUUAUUGUACGCAAGGAAACGAAUAGAUGGCAGAACCCCACAAUCAGAGAAUUGGAAGCACAGUGCAAUACACAUCCAAAACAUUCUACCGAAAAAUAAAUUGCUGUUUUCUACGGCCCAGCUGAAUUCGCACAACAUGGCAGUAUAUUUAGGAUAAACAAAUUUAUGCAACUUCCCACCAAAGUGACUGUAUGUAUGAUGAAGGUCAUUUCAAGUUCCCCUUGUAUGAGUAAACGCUAGAUGACACUGAAUCUGAAAUCUCAGCCUGCUGAAGAAUCCAAAACGGACGUGGAACACUAACUGUCUCACUGCUCAGACGUUCUGUCUGACACGGCUGACUCUCAAAUCAAGGUCAAACGCUUCUGAACUCUUCCGUGUUUCAAGAGUUUCUGUGUAAAGCUCUGCAUUAGUGCCGUGUCGCUGCGCUGCGUGUUGGAAUACGCCACUGCUUUCCCGAUCCGACAUCACAUGGAGCAGGUUUGACUUGUGUUACUCUACUGUGGAAUGUGGUGUAGAUGGUGAUACUGUAGCAAACGCACAGCAAGUUCCCUCCGCGGACAUUAAGGAGGGGAUUUGCCUAUGUGAGUAUGUUUUUCUUUUGUUCUUAUGCAUGGAUAUGAAAUAACACUUAUUGGCAAUUGAGUUUUUUCUUUUUGAUGUUUUAAAGCUAACAAGUGACAUUAACGAUGAAUGUCAAAUGUUGAUCACAUGACAUGGCCGCACACAAACUGAUAAACCUGCAUGGAAUACUCGAAAUAUCUCCUAAAAAUGGGGUUUACGGCAUUUGUGACGAUUUGGCUUUGUCAUCUGAGAUCCAGCGUAUGAUUUAUUAAUAUGACCGUCUCUAAUGCUAUAAUGAUGGGUUCCUCAAGAGUGCAUCUGAAUGACCCGUGUGCAUUAAACGAAGGUCAUCAUUUACUCGCCCUCGUCAUUUCGGACCUGUUCGAGUCCGCAGAACACGAAAGAAGAUAUUUUGAAGAAUCUUCUAUUGUAUGGACAGAAAACCAAUGCAAGUGAAUGGCUGCCAUCGCUGUUCGGUCAAUGACAUUUUUCAAAAUAUCUUCUUUUGUGUUCUGUGGAAGAAAACAACUCAGACAGGUUUGAAAUGACAAGAGGGUGAGUAAAUAAUGACAGAAUGUUCAUUUUUGGGUGAAUGAUCACUUUUACUAGCUCAUUCUUACAGUUGUGUGAUUGACUUUAACAGGCUUUGUUUAGUAGUUACAAUCUGACAAACAUAAUGUUGUGACCGUUAUGAAGCUGCAGUUUUUUGUUUUCUUAAUAACUGUUUUUGUCACCAUGUUAAGACAAACACGAUGUCACUUUACUUUUAAAAAACACUUUUCUAAAUCAUUUAAAGAAUGUUUUUCUCUGAAUGAAAUGUCUUUCUCUCAAGAAAGUUUUAUGACCGUUUAGCUUUCUUUUCUCAUUACUAUGAAACAAUAAUUCCCACGAAAUAAUCAUUCUGUCUGGGGAUAUUUCAAAGCUUUUUUACCACUAUUAUGAACGUCAGCAUUAAGUACAUUCCCAGAUAGCACAAUCCAUCUGGUUUACGUCUAUUUGACGUCUGCAUUUACGUCUGCAAGACAUCUUAAAUACAUAGUUUGCUCAUGUGCAUUACGUCUUGGAGACGUCUGAACGUCUGUAAUACGUCUGCUAAAGAUCUGGAGAUCUGCUGCUUAAAAACAUCUGCUAAACAUUUUAGAAAGAGCAGCUUUACAUCCAUUCUAAAUCAUAAACAUCUUACAGACAUCUUCUAGAUGUCUAUAUGAUGUCUGACAGCAGACAUCUCCGAGACGUAUUGCAGAUGAGCAAAGGAUGUAUUGUAGAUGUCUUGCAGAUGUAAAUGCAGACGUCAAAUAGACGUAAACCAGAUGUAUGUGUGCUAUCAGGGUUUGGUACCGUUGAGUAUAAAUGUUAUUUUGGGGUGGGUGGGUUCUCGACGGGUUUGUUUAAGAAAUGAAACAGAUGAAGGCCGUGCCUGAGUUCAUAUUGUAAAACCGUUGUAUUUUCGUUGCCCUCUUUUGCAUAUUAUAUGGUCAUCUCUGUGUGUGUGUAGUUCUCAUGUUUUCAUUUAUUGUUUACAGGGAUAGCAUUGCAGUGUUGAAACUGUCAUUUUCUGCAACAAAUGUUGACUUGAAUGACUUGAAAACUGUCAGGUGUAUGUAAACAGUUGUCACUGACAUUGGGAAGUAAAUCAGUAAUAUAUUUCUCGGAUUAAUUUAUGUAAAUGGCACUAUAUUCUACUGAUCACCGAGUAGCUUAGUCGUUUUAAAAUGCAAUGAACACUGUAGGCUAUGCACUUCAUGUGAAAUCUCUAUCAUUGUCAUGAUGUAUAUGUAACCAGAUUAAGCCAUUUUGUUCGCCUUCCGUGGACAACAUUGUCAAUAUAACUCUAUUGGGACUUUAAUACUGUGGGAGAAUUCUGUAGGACUGCAUUCUGGAAAAAAACAUUGUGCUUGAGCAUGACGAAGUGGCAAUAAGUUAUUUAUGCGCCUUUAGAGGCUUUUCCCAUCUGUUACAACUACUGUCAACUGUAUUUAUUUCAUUUGUCUGUUAUAUUUCCAUCCGUCGAACUGGAGUGAAGCGGUUAAAGCUGUAAUAUUUCUGUAAAUAGAAGCAUUGCGCUGCUCUUGAAACACUAAACUGUAUUUACAUUUGUACAGCUUAGCCCGCGAAUCAAUGUACAGUCUUCAUGAACGUUCUGUUUGCUUUGGUCCAUUCAGAUUUGCAGUCAUGUCAGGAAGAUCUAAUCGUAUGAUGCUUUGCGAUUUGCUGUUUUUAAUAGUUUUGUAUCUCAACCCCCCCCCCCAUCCCCGCCCACAAAUGAUCUUUUGUACUGUAUCAUUAUUCAACUCUUCCAUGUCUUUAAAAAAAAUAAAAUGGACAAUUACUGACAAAACAAUAUCACGUGUCAAGCUGU
Messenger RNA from Triplophysa rosa, 6110 nucleotides. RefSeq names its product transmembrane protein 63Ba (gene tmem63ba). Bases 285 to 2732 code for a protein of 815 amino acids. Lineage: Eukaryota; Metazoa; Chordata; Actinopteri; Cypriniformes; Nemacheilidae. The record is from RefSeq and is a predicted model, not a curated record. The transcript has 24 exons. Gene Ontology annotation, molecular function: nucleic acid binding; calcium-activated cation channel activity. Gene Ontology annotation, cellular component: plasma membrane.